GGGGGGAGGAGGGAGUGUGAUGUGGGGCGGCUCCUCUCUUUCCCCUCCUCUCGCUCCCUCUCCUCCUCUUCCCCCCCAGUCCGCCCAGCGGUAGACACCGUCAUUCCGCCUCCUCGUUCCUCACUUGUUGGAUGUGACCGUGUAAAUUUCUGGGUCCUCGUGGUUGUUUGCUCUUCCUGGAGUAUAAGGAAGACCCUUCUCGCGCGUGAAGGUGAAAGCGUGUUAACGUUUUACCCGCGCGUAAAAGGCACUUUUCUUAAAUAUCCACCCUGCUCACUCUGUGGGUUUACAUAUCGUGACUAUGCUGCGAUUUUUCGGUGUCUGCUCGUUUGCGUUUCCGUCCCUCUGACCUCUAGUCUGCGGGUCCCACAGCGGGGGUGUUUGGCUCUCCUUGCGGUGUUGUGCGCUCUGGCUCAUCCUUGGAGAAGUUCCGCAGCAGUUCGUCCCAUGCACCUUCUCUGUUCCUCUGCCGUGCUUUCCUCCACCUCCUUUUGCUGCGAUCAGGAUGCUUGUGGCUUUUCAUGGUCGCACUCUUCAGGAUUAAUGUGAGCUAAACAAACGGACCAUGUAACCAGACCAGGUAUGUGCAAAAACUCAAAUUUGUCAUAUUCGCUGAAAAGAAAGCUAUUGAAAUGUUAAUGAGUAUGUAGAUACUUCUUUGACUCGUACCCUUAGUGCAAAGAGUCUCCAAUAUCUACUUGAAGUGGCAAAAAUGUCACGGUUCACAUUGAAAACUACUCUUAAUUCAUCGUGAAAUGUGCCUUUAAGGCUGGGAGAAGAGAGGAAGGACAGUGGAGCAGCUCAGCGUGAGCUGAAGUCUUGGGGUUUUGCCAUUUUGCUGCUGCUGUGAUCUUCUCUCACACUGAUUCAGUCUGGUCUUUGGUGGCCUGCUGUGCGGCUGCAUGGCAUUUAGUUAAAGAAGGAAAAGACUGCUCCAUUUCUAAUUGGAAAAAUGGAGGCAGCCACUGUACAGGCUGGUGGCUGAAUUCCCACUUUUGUCACCUCUGCUGAUGAUAUUCAGUCAUGGAGCAUUUUGGACAGAAAGAGGGCACAGGGUGAAGGUCCUGAGUCUCUGCAGAGCACUCACUGCUGAGCACUGCUGGAACUCCCACUGGGGCCCAGCUUUGAUUCAAUUUGAAGUGCGUCAUCGAAUUUUGCACUAAACACCUUUGUAUGAUGUUACCAACUUAAUGGAGGAUUGCUUACAUAAGAGGUUCAACAUUAGAAAACAAAAAAAAAAAUUCUGGUUGUGACGAGGUAGAGAGAAGGCGUCUCCUGAUCUGCUUUCAAUUCAAAAAGAUGAAAAAAAGGUUCCAUAUUUUUUAUAAAGCAGCGUUUCAGUCUGAGAGAGGACAAGUCUCUGCUUCUACAGUGUAGCAGCGAGCUGUACCUGAACUAAACUGUGCAGCAGCAUCAGUGUUUGAGCACAACUAGGCGCAGGAGUGCUGUAUGGGGGAGAGAAGUUUGAACAAAUUUAGGGGUCCAGGUCUGAUGGGGGCCCCUAAAUUGUACAUUUUACAGUGGAGAAAUGUGUGUGUGUGUUUAGUUUGUGUGUGUAUGUGUGUGUUUGGGGGGACACUAAUUUGGCAUGGUACCUAAAAUGCUUGGCAGUGCCCCUGGACAUCACCUGUGCACUUGAAGAUUAAUAUGUCUGUUCCUUCCGCGUUUGUGUUCCUGCAUCUCUAAAUGCAAUGCACUACUACACAAAGAAGCAGGUGAAGCCCUCCUUGCCUCUGUGUGCAUGGUGGCUAAACAGCAGUGAGCUUUGUGCCGGGUAUUGAUCUCCAGCAGCUAGCAGCAGGUGCUGUGCUGCUCUGACCCAUUUCUCACAGAGGAAGCUGCAAAAUGCAGCUUGACUAAAGAACUGUUGAGCAGCCUCCCUAUAUCCCCCCCAUCUUAAACACACACACCACACUCACACGCUUCUUAAUUCCUCCACCUCCAGUGGCUGAGAUUCGGCAGGAAGUGGACUGAUUUCCCAGAGGAGUCUGCAGUCAGGGCUGUCACAGCUAACACAGCAGCAAUAGACAAAUUAUAUUUAAUACACAGGUUGUAUAACAGUGGGCUGUGCCAACGGUUCAAAACACCAAAAUGAAAUUACAACUAGCUGCUAGUCAGUGCUGGGAUAUUAUAUAUCAGCCUCCCUGGCUGGGAAACUAAAUAUUUGAUCGACCCCGGUUAAUUUAGGAAACAGUUAGCCUGAGCAGCCGUAUUAGUCAAGACAAAUCCUCAUGGAUCAUCAUUAUCGCUGCUGGGAGACAAAUUCUUCAGCCAUAUAGUAGAUAUUUUAUAUGUCUCCUUUUUGCAUCAGAAAUAUUUGGAAGAUUGACCCUUUUUAGACUCAGGAAAGCUUUUUCUAAACCAAUUGGAUAAACCUCAAGAUUUCAGCUGAAAAAUAAAAAGAUAAAAUUGUUUGGCAGAGAAAAUUCUGGUUGCAAAUGCCUCUUUCAUCCGAUAGAGCACUGAAAACAAGCCAUGUAAAGACACCAGGAUGCUAAAAGCUUAACCCCUUUUUUUCUGCUAAUGUGUGUAAAGUUGUUUUAUUAAUAUCAGUGUGGAAAUUUGCAUCGACUGGAUAAAAAUAAAAUUUUGUGGUAGAUUGAACAGAGACUUUAGUCUGCCAUAGCUGACAGGCUGCUAACUGGCUAGCAGGCUAGAAGAGGAGAUUACCUUUGUCAUUUGAUUGUGGAAUGAUUUUGUAUGAUUAAUAAAAACUAGUUUGUGUAGUUUUUACACAAAGUGAAUCUGAGUGAUGUUAUUCUUCUAAAAUAUGGUUAUAUUUUUUUAUACAAUCUGAAUGUCUCUUUCAGUUUGACAUGAAAUACAACUUCCAAGCAGAUUACAUAUUUCAUGCUACUGGACUGUAAAGAGUGGCCAAAAUUAGCCAUCCCUUUAUGGCUGCAGGUAGUUUCUACUGGGUUUAUAUCCAUCUGUGAAGAAAUACUCCCCCCUGUAUCAAACACCAUUUGUGUAGUUUUAGAUAUACAGAUGCCAGCACUUCUCCAGUAACAGAUAUCACUCUGUGCAGAUUUUGUACAAAGCUGUACCUUCUAUCUCAUUGCUGGUUUUGACCUUUACAUGCACAAAUAGUGCUUUUAAUCUUAGAAAAUCUCAUCCUGCUUUCCUCCAAAUCAAAUGUUUCAUCAUAGAGGGUUUGCCUUUUUAAAAAAAAAAUACAAAUGCUGUUUUAGUGCCAGCCACACAGCCAAUCACUUCACUUGACACCUAACCCCAGCAGUAAAUCCAGACAUCAAAAAUAACUUUUUUGAUGAUGAUGGCACUGAUGUACUUUAUUUUAAUUAUUCGGAUUAAUCUCACAGGAAAGCUUCAACAUUAAGAUUAGAAAUCUCUUUCACAGUCCCGGCCAGAGUGUUUAUGAUUGGCAGCAGCACAUUGCAACAAAUUCACAGACAUACAACAGAUACAUAAACAUGUCGACGUACCCUGUGACAUGUCUCCUGCUGCCAAUGCCUUCAAUCUACCUCUGAAAACUUUCACAGACCAGCUCCCUCAGACCCUAAUCCUCCUGCAGACUCUAAGCUGCAGGCGAGGAGAGGCUAUUGAUUUUGAUGCUUCAUGGUGACCUAAGAAAGCCCUAGCUCUCGUAGGUCAGAAUCAGUUUCAGUCUGUUACAUAGUCAGUUAAAACUCCUCACUGGAGCUUUAAUUCAUAAAAAGUCAGAAGCAGUAAAACAAAGAUUGAAGAAUCUUAAUUUGAGGAGAAAGACAGGCUGGCCCAAAGUCAUCUAGCCUCACAUACGGUUGGAUUCUGCGACAUGGUGUGGCACACAAUCUUGCAUCAAGUAAUUCCCACAAGAGCAGCUAGUAGCUUUAUUUAAAACAAGCCAUGCUGUUACAAAAUAAUCCAAACGUCAUAAAUGAGACAAAUCUUCUCUGAUUUUUGCGCUUUUGAAAUGAAGGUUUUCUUAGAACCAAAGUCAAGUUACAGUCGCUUCAAAAACGGCAUGUCAGUGAUCAAUUUUCUGUUUCUUGCUUUCUGAAUGCAAACUUCUGUACUUACUCUACCUCUGGUUGUAAAGCCAUGUCUGUCCUCUUCCUGCCACCACUCAGCUUGUUGUAUUUUCUGGGACAGCAGCCACAGAAAAGCAUUUUUAAGUCGUGAAAGUGGUGCACGUACAUCAUGUGUGUGUUGGCUCGGUGGUUGGGGUUGGGGUAAGUGGGGAGGGUCUUAAACUACCCUGGGAAAGUGUUUCAGUGUUCCAGGAGUGGUGUAGUGAAUUAUUAAAAAGCCCUGAAGGUUUUCCUUGCUGCUGGAUGCGUAUUUCUUGCCAUACAGUUGCGGGUUGGGUGUAAUGUAGUUACACUUUAAAGGUGAGACGUGCUGUGUCCAAACUGCUCUGCAGCAUCAGCAGGACAGGAAAAGUUACUCUGGUGUCAGAAGCACCACCUCGUCCUCAGGUCUGUUUUCACAAAGCAGCUGUGAAGAUAAAAUUAGAAUAGAUCUGAUCUCCAGAAGACGUGGUGCUUGAGGGAGAAGUGUUUGAGAAGGGAAGAUACUUUAUCAGUGUCUUUGAACAUGGCUGCUUUUAAUACAGAAAAAAAAGAGGAUUUAAUUUGUCCCACUGAAGUUUCAUACAGAAAAUGUUUUACUUAGGUGCACAAAUCUUUUAUUUUUGUUUGUAACGUCGUUUUCUGUGUGGCUGAGCCUGACACUUGGCUGUUUGAUCAAGGCAAAACUAUAACCUUACUUAUUUUGAUUGAUAUUGAUGACACAGUUAGACACAGAGACUUGGGCUUGUAUUUUGCCAGCACUCAUUAGCUCAUUGGUGCUACAGCCUCUCUCUCUUGUCUCGCUCAUUUUGUCCCUUGGCUUUUCAGUCACACACAGAUUAACACACCUGCCCCCUCCUCCUCCUCCUCCUGCUCCCAUCCCUGCUCUCCUCUCUCCACUUGUGACUGCCUGGCAGUUCAUCAGGCAGUCAAGAGAGUGGUUGUUAUUUAUUAAAAAAGUUAGCUGUGCUUUAAAGGGAUAUUCCAGCGUAAAAUUAAUUUAGGGUCAAAGACACUGUAACACUGAGUUAGGGUAAUGCAAUUUUUUAGCUUCUGUGGGACACUUUGAAUUGCAUUUUUUUGCAUGAAAAGUGCCAAAUAAAUAAAAUUGAAUUUGAAUUUAUGAUAAUUUCUUUAUGAAAAUGUAAUCAGGCCAAGACGCUAAGGCAGAAGAACUACAGCAUCUGCAGUGCAAAAUGAUUAAUAUGGUGAUUAUUUCUUCAAGGAAAUGAUAAAGAAAUGAUCAUAAAUGUUCUUCCUUGAGCUGUGUCAUCCCGCUGCACUCAGUGAUGGACUUGUCUGAGGUCAUCCUAUAAACGAAGUGUUUGCUGGAAGAGAGUAGGUGAGUUGUGUUUAGUCUCUUUGCCAAAGAAAUUGGGCAAAGCUAAAAAGAUGUUUGGUGGCUAGUGCUGUGGCUAGAACCCCAUAUGUACUGUUGAUGAAGUUAGGUGCUGUUCUGAGUGUUAUUUGUGGCUGUUGAGUGGGGUUUUGGUUGAUGUUUGUGCUUGGCUCCUUAGACCGCUGUGUAUUGCUAUCAUGUGGUUGGCCCCAUUGAUCUCUUUAGGGGGUGUCUAACUGGGUGCUAUGGUGUGUUUGACCUGAAGUUAAUUUUACGCCGGAAUAUCUCUUUAAAAGUGGAGGUACUAGAAAGAGAUAUUGUGUUGAUAUAGUCCACAUCUUUCAGUCUAUACUAUAUGACAUUCACUUAAUUUAUUACACUAUAUCAAAAAUACUAAACACUAACAGAUACAGUAACCCUGUUGUAUCACUGAUAUGUGCUUUAAUUUUGAGCUGGCAAUAUUUGUUUUCAGUUGUUUUGGUUGCUGGGCUCACAGCUCAUGACUUGCGCUGUAUCACUUUGCAUUUGAAUGUGUGUGGUAUGUGGUGUGUAAAUGUGAGUGUAGCUCUCAAGCUCAGCCGGGCUGGGUGAGGAGGAGGCCAGGCAUGAGGAAGGCUCGUUGGCAGAGCUGCAGGCCUCUGGAAGAGAAAGGCUGUUAUCUGCGAACGUAGCUCUACCGCUGCUGGCUGCUGUGUCUGUGGUGACUCAUCAAAAUCACUCACACAGACCCAUACACACACACACACACACACGCACACACACACACACACACACACACACACACACACACACACACACACACACACACACACACACACACAAACUCAUGCACAUACAGACAGACACACUUACAGUGACACCACCAGACAUAAUCAGACUGACAAACAUAAGCUUACAUAUUCACAUGGUUAAAUUCCCGCUUUGAGAUUUGCAGACAUGAUGGUUUCUUGCUGUCAAAGAGACACACACAGACAACUCAACACAAUAAACAGUCCACUUAAGCCUUUUCAAAGAUACACUUUAACAUUUGAACAAAAAGGUGCAUCAUUCUUGGACACCUUGUGUAAUUUUGCUGUUGGUUUGCAUAUAUCCAUCACUGGUUUCUGUUUCUUACUGGCCGUUUUCCUAAAUUUGUGGCUUAUUUGUGUAUUUUUGUUGGAAUUUAAUGUGUUUUUGUAGCUCUUCUGUGUAUAUUAUUUUAUGAUUUUCUACAUCAGUCAUUUUUGUGUUGUGGUUAUUUGCCUUGUAGCUACCUCAUGUCUCUUUAUUUCUCUGUAGUUAUUUUUUAUCCUGUCGUUGACCUUUUUUUUGGUCUCUUUUUAGUUUAUUUUAUGAAUCGGCUUUUCUUGUUUUUGUGUCUCUGUAGUGAUAUUGAGAAUCUGUGUUUUUGCCAGUUUUUUUGUAUUUUUCUGUUUUACCUUGCGACAUAUGUGCACCUAUUUUUUCACUCUUGUUUUUUGCACCUUUUUGUGGUCGUUUUAAGUCUCUUAAUGGUUUGUUACUCUUUUCUCAUCAUUCGUGUCAUUUCAUUGACAUCUCAACCACACAUUGCAGAUGUGAUUUCUAACAGAUACUGUAGCGUUUGGGCUUGAACUCAUUACUAAUCCAUCCUUACCUCCUACAACCUCCUUGCCCUUAAUUUUACCAUCUUUUCCUGCUUGAAAUCAAAUCUCCUGUUUUGAGUCUGAACUUAUCCUGCCAAGGAAAUGCUCCUCUCUCCCCUGUGGCGCAGGGACGUUUUUAUUUUUGUUGUAAAAGCUUGUUUUUUUCCUUUGAUGUCACUAUCCACCAACUCCCCAACUGUGUUUUAUUCAUCACAAUUUGAAACAUAGACCGAUCCUGUAGCAGCUCUCUUACGCAAGGAUUGCUUGAAGCUUAAAUUCAAACAUUUACACUUUCAAGAAGCAGCUGUGCAUAUUCUCCAACACACAGAGAUCUGUAAUACAGUCCACAGAUGGCCAAGGACUGAAUAUCGAGGAGGGCAAAGGUCAGAGGCCAAAGAACUGAGGUUAUACUCCUGUGAGUUGAGGUGAAGUGUUAUGAUUGUGAUCAGUCUGUCCACUCAGCUCAUCCUUUCUCCGUUUCACACCAAAAAUCCUUAUUUCCAAGUAUCUUACACAUGACAAAACAACUCUACAAGUAACAUUAAAUGCAAGACAUAACUAGCUCAACUUGACCAAAUACUCUUAACCCCUUUGUGAUGCAGUAAAUCACAUGCUCAGAUGAUUUUGUUUUCUGAAGGGACUUCAAUUGUGACAGGAAACCCUGUGUUGUUGAUUUCAUUACUUAAAGCUCCCAUAAGGAGUUUUUUGAUGUAUAUAAAAUAGAUGGAAAAGUUGUAUCAGAGGGAUUACUUCAGAGAGCCGUCUCUAAACCAUCAAAUAUAAUCUUAAAAUUGCUUGAAGCUUAAAGGUUUCUCUGUCCUGCAUGAAGGGGUGCUGUUAUUCUUAAGAUGAAACGUUGUGUUUGUUUAUCAUGACUCAAAUAAAUACGGCAUUAAGACUGAGCAGCUGCUUAUUUGCUUAUUUUCAAUGUUUAAUUCAAAAGAAUGGAGCUAUAACAUCUGUGGCAAGAUUACUCUUGGCUGCACCCCAGAAAACAUUUACAUUAUUGACAUCUUCAGAAGAUUUUUGUCAGUUCUAGAGUUUCACUGAUGCUUUUCUUAAGUAGCCUAACCGUCUUAUUGCAGGAAGUUAAAUGAAAUCAUGAUCAGUCACGUUAUGCAGAGAGAUGAGAUGAGAUCUGAGUCGUUGUUUGUCCUGGAAGUGUCCCCCUUGUGUGUGUGUCUGCCUGGCUGUUUGCAGGAUGGCACAGUGGAUUCAGUUACAGUACUACAGUCCUUUAAGCUGAAGGUCACAGGUCUAGUUUUUUUUUUUUCUUCUUUUGCACAGCUGUGUGUUGAAACGGCCUUGAGCAGUACUCUGAAAUUUGCACCUACUCAAUCAAUGUAGGGCUGCCGGCCAAGCAUAUGGCUUUCAGGCCAGUUUAUGUCUAAUUUAUCUACUGUGACAGAUGUGGGAAAAGCUUGGUAGUGUUCAAAGGUUGACAAAUGUUGCUCUGGCUUUACAGACUCUGGUGACAGACUGUUCAAGGUUGACAUAUUUUACAUUUCAAGCUCGUUCAUCAAAAUGGCUUCAUGGACACUUCAUGAAAUGUCAUGGCUGCACAUCUUUUGGGGACAGAAUCUACUUUCGAUCCUUAAGAUAUAAAUGAAAUUUGAAAUUUAAUUAUUUGAUUUUAUUUCAAAUCUGCCAAACUGCAGUUGAAAGAAGUAUCAAAAAUCUGAAUUGCCACCUCAACUGAACCUGAACUAUGGAAAAACCUUGUGAAUUAUUACUAAUUCAAUCAGUUUAACCUGCUAAUGGAUUAAUCACUGAACAGAUAGUUUUAGUUUUCAAAUUUGAAGGUGCUAGGAGGCUGCACCACAUUUUACUAACUGCUACAGCUUUGCGAGACAUAUGCUGCGUUUGAGUUUCCUCGGAAGUCAGAUGUCUGAGCUGGGAAUGAUGUCACACCCAAGUUACCAGCGUUUCAGUUGCCAAGUCAGAAAAAAGCUAAAUCGGAGGCGGAAACAAGAUGUUGCAGAAGGACCGCAUAUUUGUCCAGAAGUUGCUUAUAUUCGGACAAGGCAAGCAGUAAAAUAACUUUUGUAGAUGUAGCCAUCUUGUUUCAGCCAUCUUGAUGUAGCCAUCUUGUUUCUGUGACGUCACACCCGAGUUACUAGUGUUUCAGUUACCAAGUCAGAAAAAAGCAAAAUCUGAGGCGGAAACAAGAUGUUGCAGAAGGACUGCAUAUUUGUUUCUGCCUCCGAUUUUGCUUUUUUCCGACUUGGUAACUGAAACGCUGGUAGCUCGGGUGUGUAAUCCCAGUUCAGACAUCUGACUUCCAAGGUAACUCGAACGCAGCAUAAAAUUUAAGGUAGCUUACGUGGUGGCAACUGUAAUGGUAGCCAUGGUAACAAUAAGAAUAGCUAAUGUUGGUCACACUGCUAACAUGAAGUAGCUCACAGGAUAUUGGCUAACUCUAAGGCAGUGGUCUAGUUUCGCCUGGGAAAACGAGGACAUUUAAGCUGGUGGUCAACAACACAUUGAACCAAACCCACAGUUUUGCUGCUCUGUUCCUGCGCAGCACUUCAGCCUUGCCUAGUUCCCGUUGGCCCUGCUUAUGUGUCCACACUCUCUCAUUUAUUAACUGUCACAGAUAAAACGUCCAUGUGAAUGUAUGCUAAUGUAAUAUUGGAGGUACAUUACUCCCUCACAGAUAGAUAGAAGCUGAACCAUUUCAUUUCCUUUUUAUGAGACUGUGGUGCUGACCAGCAGAAUGGAGGUACAGUAAUUACAGCUCCCUCGGCCGCCCGCUGCCCCGUCCGAGCCUCACUGCUGCCAAGUGUGAAAGGGAAGCUGGCAUAUCGCAGGACAGCAGAGUGGGAGCUGAGCAGCUUUAAUGAAACCUCUGCAAACCUCGUAAAGCAGCGAGACGCAGGGCUGUAUGCAUGUUUAACGUCAAGUCUAUUUCCUGCCCAAGUUCUUUGCUGUGAAUCUGUCUGAACUGCACAUAAAUUAACUGGAAAAUCAAUUAAAGCCUCCCAGUGUGAAGUGGGAAUGAGUCAGGGGCUCAAUGGUUGGAGCUGUCUGCUUUGGAGGCUGAAGUUUGUCGAUUACAUUGUUUUUGAUGAAUCUUUAAGACUGAACUCAUACCAAGAUAAAAGGAAAGUCUUUCAAAAAUAAACUUAGCAGCACCUGAAUCACACAGAGAUAUCACAGAGUCAUACAGUAUGUGCAACACAGAAAGCUGAGAAACUAAGCUAAGAGACAUCAGCAGAGCAGGUUUAUGUAACUCUUGAACAAGCUGUGGUUGUGUCUCGUUUCUUCCCAAGGCAUGCUUGGAUAGAGACCUAGUGGGUAAAGCCAACAAGUUUACUUUAUUAUCUUGGACUUUAGCUUAAAAUAACUGCCAGUCAAGCACUACAGAGAAUAAUCAGUGAGUGGAAACAGAUGCUUCAGCAAAACUGCCAAGUGUAGUUACAGUAACGCCUUUUGUAGGUUUGACUUUUCGCCUCAUUUUUCGAGGUUAUUCCUGAUUUUGACGACGCGCUAAUUCAUGUUUUGUUCUCUCAAAGUUAGUUGUGCUGAAUAUAGGUAUACAGCAAGUCUUAAGUUAACUUAUCUGUGAGUAGUAGGUUAAACAUUAAAACUGUUGACUUCAUAGAGAACAAUGUGCUUUAAUGUCCAAACACCCUGUGAAAUAUGAAGCCAGAUGACUGCUUUGAUAGGUGCCAACAUGUCACACUGGUGCAGUCAGGGCAUGAGCUGAAUGACCAAGAUACAUGUUUAGCUUAGUGGUAACACCUCAUAGAUCCUUCAAGUCAGUAUAAAGUCCACAGCAGAAUAGAUUCUUGAUGACAAAAGUUUGUUUUAAACAGAUAUUCAACGUUUACCGAAAGCUCAGUGACUCUUGUUGUUUUGGAGUUAGGAUUCUCACUCGCCUGUCCUUACCUGCGUUACCUGAGGAUUUGUCAACAGAGCUGUCAGUCAAUAAUUAAUUUGGACAUAAAUCAGCCUAAGAAACAUCUAUAAUGACAGAAAUCAUGUUUAAAAAAAUAUUAUUUGAUGUUUAAUUUACCUUCAUAGUGCAUACCAUGUCCCACCUGUUUCUAUGGAGUAGGCAGGAGUUAAUACUGCAGUCUGUCAGUAAGAGAACCUCUAAAUCUUUUGGGUUUACAGUCAAUGAACACUUAUGUCACCCAUUUUAACAUACUGUCAGUAUAUUAACAGUAGUAGCAGUAGUAAUGCUCACAGUGAUAGAAGUAGUUCAAGCUGUCGUCACAGCAACAGAGGGGGUCAAGAGAUAAGACUGUAAUCCUGCUGGCCCGGGUAUCUGGCAAUAGACCUUGAUGAAAAGAGAGGAAAUUGAAUUUGUAUUUAAAAAUUACUGUGAGUAAUGAACCCCUCUCUUUCCAUGUGAGUAAAGGUCUUCACCACAUCCUGAGUCACAGUGAGCUUUUAGAAAGGCUGAAUCAGGAGCUGGCAGGCUUGAGUACAGUGGCCUGCAGAGCUGCAUAACAGCAUAAUGUACACAGUUAUAAAUCUGCCAACACCAGAACAUGGUCCAGAUCCGACGGAGAAAGACUGAAAGUGUGGUCCAACUUUCUCUCGUCCCAUCUCUCUCCAUCUUCACAGGGACAAGGGGAUUUUACCGCCUCUAUUGAUCAUGUACUUUUAUAGGGCCAAGAGGGUCAUUGUGGGGACUGGAGCUUCGCAAUCUUUGCCUCCUUUGCCCCAGAUGACCUCAAGCAAAAUCAAGUAAUUGAACUAAAUGUUUGGUGUCAUCAAUCUCAGCCCACUCGGCCGUAACUGCUGGGACAGCUUUAGGGUGGAGAUGAGAUAAUGGCUCAUUGAGCUCCUGAAGGUGUCUCAGUACAUGGAGAAGGUUUUGAGGUCAAAUGUUAAUGUGAGUGCCUAAUCUACUUUCAUGUCGAGCACUUUCCUAUUAAAAACAGAUAGAUGUAAUGUAGUGAGAGAUAAUUUGUUUGGAUUAAACCAAAGCACCGAAACACAAGGAUCCUAAAGGGUUUAUCUGUUUACUUUGGUUUGCUUGCAUUGUUGUUGUAACAUGUGUAACAUCCUUGCCAUUUGUGAUUGUUAGCUAUUUUCCAUUUGUCAACUUUCUAAACAUAUUUAAUCUCAGUUUUCUGCAUCUAUGCUGAAAAUUAGGUUCUCUUGUGUCAAAUGAAGUGCAAAAAUGUAUAACUCAUUGGUGAUGCCACUCAGACAUAAAGGGGUCCCACAUGGGUCUAUCUUUGGUCCCCUUUUGUUUGCUAUGUACAUGUUUCCCCAGGGGGAAAUCCUGUGCAGGCAUGAUAUAGACUUUCACAACUGUGCAGAUGACCUUUAGCUCUAUACACUGUUAAAACCUGGCUCCACUUAGGUUAUAGUCAAAUCUGGAGUCAUUGUCACUACUCUCCCUGUAUUUACAUCAAUAAUCUGUCCUCCCGCCUGGAUGCCUUAUCUAACAAUGUUCGCAAAGAGGUCAUUUUUGACUCCAUCCUUUCCUUUGGCACUCAGGUGACCGGGGUUAUACUGCCAUCUUUGCUCAGUACAGCCAGUUGACUAAAACAGGUCUUUUCUUCAUUUUCCUGACUUAGAAAAAGUUCUUCAUAAUUGUGUCUGAAGCCUCAAAUUAUUAUUGAAGUAUUGGAUUUUAUUUGUGAUCUGUUAUAAUUACCUUUUUGUGUGAAUUUAACAGCCUCAUUUUGGCUUUUUAUAACCCAGCCAUUAACUGCUUUGUUUUUAUCUUUAUUUAUUUACUGUUUCUAAUUAUAAAGCCUUUUUUAACAAGUUUUGGUAUGCGCUUUAUAGAUAAAACUAAUUAUUAUUUUAGCAAGCUGUACUCCCUUUGAAUACACCUUUGGUGAGUGGGAUUAUUGUCAGGUGUAGGGCUUAGUUUUACCUACAUUUUGUCCAACAUUAACUGAACACUGUUGCCAAAUCAGAGUAAUUAAUCCAUUGAGUAAUCCACUGUAAAGCUCAAUCUUCUGUGCCUUACAAAUCAGUAGAUGUGUCGGGGUUAAACAGGGCCAAAAAUAGUACAGAACAAAUGCAGAUCAUGCCUCAGCACUUCAGCACCAAGGACAGCGCAUAUUCAUUUACAGUAUAGUACAGUAGAUUACCCACAGAUUUUCAGCUGUACAGAUGUUCCCCUUUAAAACAUGCCACAUGGCACCAGUGUAACUGAAUUAAAAAAUGUGAGAAACAAAUUAUAACUUUUUAUUUUCGUCAGGUCUUCUCCAAACAUGUCUUAGCUGUGUAUAACCUGCUGCUGCUGUCACUCUACCAGAAAGCUGUCAUAUCUGAUUCUGAUUCUUCCAUCGUGUGAAGUUUCCAUUUCAGCUUUGACAAAUUAGUUUCUUUCUGUUUUGACAUAUUAUUCAUGAUUCUAUUUUUAAUUCCAGUCUUUCUGUACCAACCUCCUGUUUAUUUUUCACAUCGCACCCACUCGUUUUAACAAAUAACAGUUUACACAAACAUGCUAAUGCAAACGCAGAUGCCAAUGCUUGGCCAUAGCAGAAUCGACACAGACAGAAACAGAGAGAUGACAGCUUUUGGAACACCAGAUAACAGGAUUAGACAAAUUACAUUUCAACGGUGACUGUGAAUCCAGUUUGAAUACAUGGCUUGUUUUCUCAGUGUUAACACAGGAGCUGUAAUGCUGUCGAGUGGUUUCCAAACUUAAAAUAUGUGCUGAAAUUUUUCCUAAAUUAUUGUCGGAGAAGACGGGCAGCGUGUGUGUGAGCUGCUGACCAGACCCACACCUUCAGUUUUAGGUGUAGAGAAAGAAGUAUGCUAAGAGGACCAGUUCUUGGGCAUAAUCCUGCACUGAUUGUGUUGAGUCAUGAACAGAUGUCAUGCUGUAUUUGGUCCUCUAGUUUUGUAAGUUGUUUACAGCUUUUUCUCUCAUUAUCUUACUAAAAUAUUUUCUCAAAUUAGACCAGAAUAUUUUCCAAGACUCACUGAAUCACGAGUCUCUAUGCAAUGGAAAAAGAUACAAAAUCUAGCGAAAUCUGAAUAAUCUUGCUGAAAUCAAAGUAAUGCGAAACCUGAGCUCCUUGUCCUAAACGAGGAGCUUGUUAUUCCACAUGGUGGCUGUUGUUCCCUUUAGACUGUUACUGAAACUGAUAUGAAGUGAACUGAAGUAUGGCUGAAAAUUUGGAAAUCUUGUGUCACAAAUACAGAUUUGUGUUUAUUGUAGGAAAGACUGACAAUGUUUGAUUGAUGGUCUGAGCAAUUUAAGUCCCAAAAAAUCAAUCUUGUAAAAAUCCCUGCAGACAGACAGUCAAAGUCCUUGAGACGCUCCUGAAGACUGAUGGCUGGGACUCCAUGGGGAACACUCCAUCAGAGCGGAGGCAACUUGCCAGAAAUUCUCAUUACUCUGAUUUGCCUAAAACAGCAUAUGGGAGGCCUGUAGUUUUGCAACAUGGAGGAUUUUUUACUCCUGCAAACAAAAUAACCCGCAGGACAGAAACAAAGGAAGGCAAUAAGGGAAGUGGGGACAGCAGAGUGCCAAUGAGCUGAUGCAACAGGCUGACAAAAAAAAAAACCCAAAUCUGAAAGACAGAUGAUUGCAGUGUUAAACCUUAGCUGUCUUAUGCCAAGUCUUAUUCUCACAUCAGUGGCAUAGACACCACUGUUUCCUAAACAUCAACACUGUUUCCAGCCUCAGGAUACAAAUAUGCUCUCCAACAUGACUGACAGGUGUCACCGGGGUAACUAGAAGGAUUAAACACUAAACUCUUUCCGCCUGGGGCUAAAAUGCAGCAGAACUAAGAGUUAAGAGAAAACUUGUCAAACAUGAGGGACUGUUUUAAAUGUGCUGAUCCCAGGAUGCAGCUCAGCUAAGACUCACAACAAGGUGACACUCAGGAAAGACUUUGUGCAGAUUUCAUCAUCCUUGAGGGGAACAAUUCACCUGAGACAUGCCUACUGUUCAUAAAGUUAUGCUCACUAGAAAUACAGCUACUGGUAUAUUACCUUUUAGAUGUAAUUCUGACUGGUGUGAAGGGAAGCUCGUAUGACAGCAGAUAAAAAAAUGUACAAAGCAGCAAAAAGCUUGUCCUAAAUCCAAGACUACUUCAAGAUCUUAGUUGCUUUCUCUUUAAUCCAUUAUGUAUAUGAAGUGCUAUAAGCUGCGACAAACGACAUGAGCUCUGCUGCCUUAAAUGUACCAGAACUAAUCAAAAUUCAUGAGCCGGCAUGUGCGUUGAACUCUUAUUUGCAGGAAGACAUUUGUGAUGAGUUUCUGUGGUGUUAUUUAGCAAAUGCAUCCGUUAUUGUGCUCUUGCUGCAGCUAUGAAAGCUCAGCUGUCUGUUUAAUGGAUGUUUUAUUAGCUUGUUCUGAUUUAUUUGGGUAAUGAUGGGAACAUGUAUGCUUGGAUGAACUCUGAAUGUGCUCAGUGUGUGUGUAUGUGUAUGUGCAUGAGUCUUAUCAGUAUACAGGGCUCCUCAGGCUGUAUAAGGGAUUGAAGGCCUCUCUAAUCUGGACCCAGUGGUGACUGAUCCAGCUCUCUCUCGGCAUGUGUGUACAGUAUGAGUGUGUUCAUUGGUGCACAGCUAUCCCAUUUGUCUCUCCAGCCUGUCAAAUACAAGUAAACUCAUAUUAAUCUAAGCAAAGUUUUCAGAGCAGGUCUUGCAGAGCAGCAUGUAAACAGGGAAAAUAACAAAUGUAUGUGUUAGUUUGUGUCUGACUAAAGGACGACUUGUUGACAGCAGUGACUCCAUUCCCAUUUCCUCCUUGCAGUACAAGUCACCGCACUGGCAUUAAUUAUGAAAAAUAGUUUAGUGUACUGAGUCUGAGCUGGAAGGAAUCAUGAUGAAUGUUGUCCAGAGGAAUCUGGCGGCCGCCGUCCUGUUUGGUUCCACGAAUAAUUGAAGGCCAGUGUACUUUCUGACAGAAACAUGCUUUAUGAGCUCAGGGCUGGUGUAGCAGUUUAGACUGCAGCCUAUGAGCGCAGCACCAUCUCCUUUUCUUCUCCUGACGCUCUCAGCUCAGUGUGUUUUCCGAUGGGGGACCUAAUCAGACUCUCUGUAUGUAUCAUCAGUACGAGACAUUCACCACAUCAGGAGUCGGCGUGUAAUAGUGAUAACCUUCUGCAGUCUACCGCAUCUGCUUCCUCUGCAGUUUACCCCUGCUCCAUAUUUUACAUAAAGUUAUUUUGUGUUUAGACAGCAAUACGUGAUGCACUUACCGUUAUAUGCUUCACAAACACUUACACUGACAGUGUUUCAUUUAUUCAAAUGCAGUCAGCUCAGACAGCAGCUAUAUGAAGACAAACAGCUGAAAAACAAGCAAAAUAUAUUAGAUUUAGGUGCAUAUCAAACCAAAUACUCUUCUUCUUGUGGUUUUAUAACACGAAAGUCUGUUAUUCCUAUUCUCUUUCAAAGCUAGUUGAAAUAUUUCUUCAUUUUUUACAGUUUUCAAAUAGUUUGAAAUGAUUUUUUUAGAUCAGCAGAGAGUUAAAAAAAAUCAGUGCACAGUAAAAGCAGAUGGAAACUCGCUCUCUAAUGUCAGUAAUAUUAAUAAAGGAGGCUAAUGCACUGAAAAAAUGCAAGUUUCGACUAGUGUUUUUGUCUUUUUUUCUGCUUAGAAAUGUCCUAUGAGACUUAACACAAGCCACAUUCAUGUAGCAAGCCCAGAUAAACAUCUCAUUUUAAGAUAUGUAAAGAACAGGCCUAUAUGAGAAAAAACACCUGCCAAUGUAAUGAGCAAAACAAACUAUUUUUAAAGUUACUUGUAAGCAGAAAAAAAGUCUUAUUUCAUGAAAUUUAGAAAAUUUGCUACCUGCAUGUGUGAGAGUAAUCUACUGUAUGUGGGGACUUUGCCCUUAAGUUUCAGCCCCGCCCCCUUUUGGGUGGAAGCAGUCAGUCUGAAUUGAGUGGUGGUAAAUGGAAGCUCCAGGCUCUUUUGCAAAAUAUUUGCUAAAAAUGCAAGUUAUGUAGGAAUACGAGAGCCCCAAGACUGUUGUUUUAAUCCUGCUCUUUUGAACAUGUCAUUGUCAUUUUGUUGUGAGCACCUUUUGUGUAGUAUUGACUAUAAAUGAGAACAAAAAUUAGUUUUGAGAAGGAAUUCACUGUGAUGGACUCCUUCCCCAUCACAGGGGGCUGCUGUCAUCCAUUGUCAGAUAUUUUUGCUCAUAACAAAUAAUUCAGGCUUUUCUUUGCUUACAAUAUCUUAAUUAGAUAUAUUAGAUGUUUCUGGAUUAAUCAGUGAAAGUGUCAUGUAAUAAGUCUGAUUAAAUAUUUCUCACUAAAUGUUACAAGAAUUCACUAAGAUUUGUUUUUUACAGUGUGAAACCCUGCAGCAGAAGCCCUAAGCUGUAAGAGGAUUUCAGUCUAAUGGUCAAAGACAUAAUUGCAGCGUUGCAAAAUGGCUUAAAGUUUUAGAGACUCUUUUGAGUGAAAGACUUUCUUUUGCUUCAAGGUUAUCAACCAUUCAGCGGAUCCAAACUCCUAAGAAGGACUUUGCUGUCUUUCUUAUACAAGCCUUACAAAAGCAGAAGCUUUCAUGUGUUUUCAAUGCUUCUCUGGAAACAUCUAUCAAGACAAAUGGAAAACGUUGUGUUUUCAUAAUAGCUAGUGUAACAAUAAUUUUGAAAAUAAUUGUGGGGUGUGAAGUUAGCCGAUGCCAGACUUCUGUAACCCGCUCUUUAUCUCUGCUUGAGGCUAAUGACUCAAGGCUACUUCACUGCAGCACACAGGUUACUCUAUAUUAUCAGUGAUCCAGGCAUAAGGUUUCUCUAAGGAAGAAGAAUGGGUGGAAUAAAAAUGAUGAACUCUCUGGUUUUACUGCUUCAAUUUUGAUCCAUCUGUCCAUUUUAGAGUCGAACAUUGACCACUCGUAGUACAAUCACAGCAUAAAAACUCUUUUUCUCUUUAUUUGAUUUUUCAGGGCACAGAUGUGGAAAGGGAUUCCUUGUUAGGUUUUAGUCAAGCAUUCUAUAUUCGUUCUCUGUUGUCCCUACCUCAUUGCUGUUUAGUUUAAACUCUUAAACAGUUAAACUUAGAGCUCAGUAUCACUGAUCUCUGAGUUUCCGGCUCUUGUGGGCUGGUAUAAAACCCAGCAGAGAAGCAUCUGUAGAGUAAUGAGACCAGAUCUCUUUGGACUGUUUCCUAAUUAGAUGAGGAUUUCAUUUACACUUUGGACUGACAGAUUUCCUCUUUCUCAUCACACAUGCUACAAAACACCACUCAGGUCGAAAUGAAAUACACACACAAAAAUUCACAGCUGUCCGUUCAGACAUCAAGGAGCAGGAAUCACAAUUGACAGGCCAAGAAAUGAGCUGGAUGUAUGUGUGACUGCAGGAAAGUGUGUAUCUGUGCCCGAGUGUGUGAAUAAGUGUGUCUGUUUUCCUCUUCAUGUACUCAAAGAAAACCCUCAAUCAUGGCUUUGGCAUGUUUUUAUCAGCAGUUAUAGAUUUUCCUUUAUGUUGUCAGGCCUGAGUCUGCAGGUUUGAAAAAAAAAACUUGUGCUCCUUGCUGUAAAUCACUUCCUUUUCUGUCAUACUGCAGCGGUGGUGUAUCAAUUCUCAGAUUCUCAGAUCUCUCCCCUGACAGCAGUGACCCAGCAAAUGAGCCAACCUGUAACACAGUUUUGUUUCUGUUUUCUAUUGUGUGCACAGGCGAUUCCAAAUGAAAAUGAGUCGUAGCUAUAGAGGCUCAAAUAAAGUCCUGACAUGCAUGCACUGAAUAUGAUGGCAAAAGGUUUUGUGUUACUGCAGCUUGAACAGUAAAAUCACAACAGGAAGUUAUUUAUUUGUGAUCAUACUGAGAUUGUUGUUUUUCUUGAGAUAAAGAAGCAAAUCACUACCAUAUUUUUUGGAGUUGCCCUUAUGUGACUCUAUUUUGGUUAAAAAUGUAUAAGAUAUUUGAGGCUGUUUAUGUGUCAAAAAGUCAUAUAAACUACACGUUGUUGUGCCCGGUAAAUUUAAGGGGCCUCAAAUGAAAAAAGAAGGAUAAAUGGAUAUAAUAUAUAAAAAGCCCUUAACCAAGAAAUGGCUUAAAACAGAAAUACCCUCUGUAGAUGAAUAGACUGAUCUGUUACAUAACAUCCUUGUAAUGGAUGGUAAAAGGAAAACAUUUGAUUUUACUUCACAAUAAGAUGAAUUUAUCGAAAAUUGGGGAAAAGUGGAUUACAUAUGUUUUUACUUUCAGACCAGACUUCCUGUGAAUAUUUUGUUCUGUUAUUUCUAUACCUCUGUUUACUUCUUUGUUCUCGGAUCCUUACUUUAUUUAAUUACGUUGAAUUUGUCAUGCUUAACUUGUUCGUGUAACUUAAAGGGGGACGUUUCAUCAUAUUAUACUUUGUAUUUUUCUAUGUGCAUAAAAACAGUCAAAAGAUAUUAAGUUGUAGUUUUCUUGAAAAAAACCCAACAUUUUUUAUGUGUAAUAUGAUACACUGAAUAGACAUAGAAAUAUAGUAGAAAAAUCCCAUCAUAAUGAUAUAAGGUACAAUGAAAUUUAAAGUAUGACUUUCAGGAAGUCUCAGUCACACAGUAAACAUUCAUUAAAGCAACAGCAGACUGAAUGUUGCACAGAAGAAAAUGUAUAAUGCAGGAUAUGAAUUCAUACCACACAGAAAUAGAACCAAAGAGCAGAACUGUGACUGAGUGUAGGUGUGUAUUAAUUCAUAUAUAUGCCUCUUAUAUAUUUUGUAAUAAAGCAGACCAUUACUUUCUUCCUUCCCCCCUUUAUUCUCUGUUUUCUUCCUUCCUCAUCCUUACCUCCUUAGCCCUUGUCAUUCAAUGUCAUUACCCAGUGUUUGUCUUAUAGCCUGCUGCCACCUUGUGGACAAAAAUGGUUAAAACCUCCCCUCUAAUUUCUAUCUUGUGUCUCUCCCUUUUUCUUCUUUCCACAGAAAUGUUCAUACAGCGUGGUUAUUCAGUGGUGUGACCUCUGACCUUUGACCUUUAAUUUGACCUGAGUUCAACCUUACAACCUUCAAACACUCUUCUGAUGUAAGUCUAUAUCUAUCUAUCUAUCUAUCUAUCUAUCUAUCUAUCUAUCUAUCUUUGCUAACUACUUCUGUUAUUUCUCUGCUUUCAGGUGUUAAGCAACUUUGCUGAACGUAAGUAUGACAGUAGUCGUCUUAACUAUGUGAACUGUAUUGUUGGUAAUUAAAGUGUUUUGUCUUUGCUGAUUGAAAUUCUUACUUUUUUAACCAAAAUUUUAAAAUACAUUGAGUUAGAUACUCAGUACUUAUUUCCAAAGUUAAAUUCCCCACAGAGCGUUAGUUUAGCCCUGCAGGACAAUGAGUAAAAGCUGUGUUUGUGAUUACUUCAUAUAUUAGCAAUAAGGUGAGUGUGUGUGAAGGAACUUUUUCUCGUUGUCUUAUAGUAUUACACUCCUCUAACACACGUGUCCAAAUGAAAUACUUACAUUUAGGCACACCAGGAUAAAAAUUUCUAAGAUAUUUUACCCACAAAAAUUGGGUCAGGGGUCCAACUAUUGUGAAAGCAAAAAUGAUUUUAAGAUUUUAAAGAUCUAUUCAUAUGCAUCAAGAUUUCUGUUGAUGGGGGGCCAUAAAUAAAUCUGAUGGUCAUAUUAUUUUCUUGUAUUAAAGCUCUUUAAACUUUGCAUGCUCUCCACCCUCCUCUCUCCAUUAUAAAAAUGACCUUUUGAGUUCGCCCCGUUACAGACCUUACACAGAAACAAUGUUCCAGCUAUUCUGUCUGUGUUCGUUCUUACGCUGACCUUUACGUGUGUGUUAAUUAAAAUGUGCUGUGCUGAGGGAGUUUGUUAGAGAUGACAUCACUUCCUGUCUUUGUGUCAGAGUUUGAUGGAGAGCUGGUCGGAUGACAGCUGGAACUGUUGUCAUAACCGGAGGAAUACUGGCCACAGUGAUACUGCUGUGUAUCAUCGCUGUGCUCUGCUACUGUAGACUCCAGGUACUCCUUUAUGAGUGUGUGUGUGUGUGUGUGUGUGUGUGUGUGUUUAUCAUCAAACAACCACAGCUGUGAACUAUUUGAAUUUGACCUUUUGUUUUAGGUUUACUGUAUUUCCAAUUUAAAACCCUGCAAAUGUUUAUAUAUAGGUACAAAUUUAAUGCUCAAUUGAUUCUUCCAUGUAUGAGUCAUGAUUAUUUAAUGCUUGAAUUAAUGUUGAACGUAUCAUUAAGUACUGUUGCUCACCAUACAUUAUUAAUGAAGUCACUAUAGCAGAUUUGAGUUCCUCUGUUAAGGAGCCUAACUCAUAAUUACUUCAUACAUUUGUUCAUAUGGGCUGUAUGAUCUGGGCAUUCAUGUGUAUUUUCCGACUAUACAUUUGUUUAGCUCCUCUGAUUAAAAUAAAGACUUCAUAUAGCCAUUAAUAUCCACCAUUUUUUUUACAUGUUUAAGUAUUGGUGAAGGGGUGUGGUCAUUUUACACUAUUGCACAGUCACAGUUAUAUUAAUGUAACCUUUUUCUUCAAGUACCGCUUUUUCAAAUAUAGUAAAACUGUUUUUUUUUCAUAUGAGAGAUGCUACACAGAUGAGUUUACUAUUAUUAUUGUCAAUGUUAAAGCAUGUUGAUGAUUCACUUGAAACUACUUCACGUCUAUAUCCAGCUAAUGUGGUCCAUAUUAACCAAGUAGUAAUUGAAUCAAGGCUCUUUAAAGUACAAUAUAUUAAAGAUUUACUCUCUUGUUUCUGAUGCUUUUGAUAUUAUGAAAAGGCAACCAUAUGAAUUUCAGUCUAUUUCAUCAGUGUCAAAGAAUUCCUGAAAGGAGCUUUAAGCGUUAAGUAUAACAAGUGUAUCCUUUUUUAUGAAGUGUGACCACUGAGAUUUUUUAGGGACAGAAAAGUAAAAAAAAAAAAAAAAGGAGGUAAGUAAAUGAAGUGCACUUUGUUUUUUUCUGGCAAUUUCUGUGCUACAAGAAGUUGUCAGUAUUUUAAAACAAAAAAAGUUUAAAGCAGGUUUCUUCUUCUGGAGAAUAUAGACUUUCAGUUUAUCAAAAUGACCUCAUGCCAUUAAUUGCUAAGCUUUAAAAGGCAUUUUUUGUCUUUUUUUCCUAGUAGAAUGAAUAUUUCCCAAUCUGCAUGUGCAUAAGUUUUAGACACUAAGAGAGAGGUGAUCUGUUUUUAUCACUUGUAGUCAAAACAGUCAAUACUUGUUCUCAUCAAAUACAUUGUUAAAUGUUUAUUCACUCCCAUAUUUUCUCUCAUAGAAGUAAUCACAUACAGAAAAAAUCAUUUUAUAAUCAAACCCUGCAGAGACAAUUAUGUGCAUUGAUUUGAUAAAGUGAAAUGAGGCAAAAAUGAACAAACUGUACAUCUUAUUUUUGUUCUACUGCACAGUGCUGUGUAUAAAGAUAUGUUUUCCUGUACCUUUUGUGUCUCAUUCUGUUAGACAGUUGCAGGAUUUUUCAGCCCGACAGUUAUUUACAUUCAAAAUGUCAUUAUAUUUACACAACAAAAAUCCAGGCCACCUGUUGGUGUCAAUGUCUUGAGCCGACUCUCCUGUGAUUUGUUACUGUGUAAAUACAGACUGAUUUGAGCUGACUCAACAUGGUGCUCACAAAGAUAAACACUAAACGGUGAAGUGUAAUAUUACAAACUUAUAGACUGUAACGCGACAUGUUUAUGUUAAAGGACUUUGUAGUUUGUGUUAGAGUAGUUCGAUGUGUGAUUUACUUCCCUCUCCCUCUGUAGUACUACUGCUGUAAGAAGAAUGGGUCUGACAGCGCCUCCAUCUCCCAGCAACACUUUGCCUGCAACGCCUGCAGCGUCACCGGCCUGGACGGGCCAAACAUCACCCCUCUGUCCAUGUCCCCACCAGAGCUUCCCUUGUCCUCCUCUGACCUCACCAAACCCACAGUGGGGCGACGCCGUUACUGCCCCACCUGCUCCCCUUAUGACUCACCUUUCUACAUCCGCACCACAGAUGACAUGCGCAACGGUGGCGAGCGUAUCACCUACAUGCCCACACACUAUGACAACCAGGCGCUGUCACUGCCACUGCCCGCCGUCCGAGGCACCAUGCUGAGGGACGCCCACAGAGGAAGACCUUCUGAUUUCUACACCAACACCCGCGCCAUCAGCACCGAGGUGUAAACCCUGACCACCACCCACACACACAGAGACACUCCUCUCUUCACUCAAACAUACACCUAAAUAAUUUCCAAACCUCCUGCAGCAGCUGCUCAGGAUUUGCUCGAUGAAGGCCUGGCAGUGGUGGAGGUCACACGAUCACAUUUAUGAAGGUUUUGUGGUUUCAGUGAGUUUAAAUGAUCAUUUGCUAAAACCUGCUGGAGAUUCAAGAGUUUGACAAACCUAGCUCAUCACUUUAUACCCUUAAACUUUAUGUUUUGUUCACUGAGAUAGUCUUUCUGUAAUUGAAGGUAGAUAGAAAAUGUCCUUUGAGGCCCGUUAUAAAGGGUCUUGUUGUAAAAUUGUAAGCAAUCUGUUGACUGUUACUGUGUCUUUGCUGACUGAGGGCUAUCUUAGAUCAUUUAUGGUUUUUAUUUCCCAAAAUAAAGCAGUUUUGUUGUGACAGGAACAAAGGAGGCUGAAAUAUAGGCUAUUUGAGAAAGUAAAACAUCAAGAAGGAACAGCAAACAUAACCUUUGCAGUUUUCUGGAUCUCUCAAAGCAUGUUUUAGUUACAGGGAUGCUGGAGACAGAUUGAUGACUGGAGCUUUUUCUAUGCAAACUAAUGCAGCUCUUUAUCUCCAGUCAUCACCUUCCUGCCAGGUUUGUCUCAUCAUGUAAUCGUUAACACUGAUAUUAAGAAACAUGUGCAUAUAAAGCCGGAUUAUCCACACAGACGUCAGAGCUCUGAACCUCUGCUUCAUGUGUUGAGGUGUCUAGCCUGUGAUAAAUCAAAGGCACUUGCAGCCCUUGAACACAACGUCGGUCCUCUUGAAGUGAACUGAGAGUUUUUCUUCUGACAUUGAUGCAAAAAGUUUGAUUUGUAAAUAGUGACUGGACACCAGUGAUUCUUCUGUAGAUGUGACCAUGAUGGACUUUGAAUAAGGGGGUGUGAUUGAGUAGUUUGUCGGCACAGUCCUCCUAUACUCCUGUGCUACUUACACAUUAAAUUCUUUUGUUGUUUGGAUUAUUUUAUUCAUACUGAAACAAAUUAAGACCACAUUUAUGUGAUAAAAGACUGUAUCACAGAGACUUUUUUUCUACAUGACACUGGUGCAGCAUUGCUUGCCAUAAACAAUAAUAAUCUGUGAUGGUGGUUGUUAUAUUUGUGUGUGCAGCAGGAUUCACUGACACUAAAUAAGCAAUGCAAGAAACCUUACAUGGAGUGAGAGGGUUGGCUUAUGUUCAAUCAUUCAUCCAAGCAUUAAAUGAAAAUACACUUCCCAAUCUCUUACACGGCAUAAAACAUAAUUAACAUUCAUUCAUCAGCAGCUACUCUUUGAUUUCUUGAUAGCUUUUCCAUUAAGUUUGAAUUAAGGCCAACUUCAGCUUUAUUACACUUUAAAUCUUGGAACUUCCUCAGACCGUAUAUCUCCAUAAUUAUGAGUUUUCUCUGAAUUGAUCAUAAAAAGCAAAACUGGUUUGAUGAAAGCUGAUCAUUAAAGUUGGACAGUUUCAAUGUUUGGGUGAAAUCUUGGCUGGAAAAUCUGUGCUAAAAUCUCUGCAGAGGAUUCAGUGUAAGAGAGUAAGUCAUGUUGUUGUCCACCAAUAGGAAUCUGUUGAUUUGUCAUCAUUUAUUUAGGUAUUGUAUUAUCUAUAUAUUUUACUACUUACCUAACUAGUUAUCUUUGAAAACAGAAAAAGGCUUUUUAGAAAUGUGUUAACAUAAAAAAUUGUACCUGAUAAAUACAGAAACAGUAAUAUUUGACAGUGUUAACUUUUGACAAUUAAAGAUUUGUAACUGCUUGAAAUGGCUCUUUGUGUGAUGAUUGACAAGACUCCAAAUACACAUGGUCUCAUCGAUUAA
Molecule: messenger RNA, 24771 nt
Organism: Xyrichtys novacula (pearly razorfish)
Lineage: Eukaryota; Metazoa; Chordata; Actinopteri; Labriformes; Labridae
Source: the annotation of a GenBank genome assembly